AAGAAUCAUCUGAUGUGUUUGAGUACAGUUGUGCAAGUGCCGGUUGUUUCUGUCUGUCUAUAUGAUUAUAAUGGGCUCUGAAAGGUGUAUGAAUUCAAAUUUAAACAUGAUUCUUUCCUGAUUUGAAAUCUUUGAAAUUGAAAUCUGAAGAACAAAGAAGGUUAUGUGAAGUGUUGUGACUUGUUCUGUUGGAUUUUGUGAUUAACAAUGAUUCAACCAAGGCUGAUAGCUUGUGCUGCAGCUGUGUUAGCCGUGUCUACAGGAGUCUGGCUACGCAGGAAACGCAGACUGUCCGCAGACCGACUAGUGGUAGCUAUUACUGGGUGUGACUCUGGCAUCGGCUACUCCACUGCGCUGCAUUGUCAUUGUCGGGGGUUCACUGUGGUGGCUGCGGUGCUCGAUUUGAACAGCAGCGGGGCUCAGGACCUUCUGCGCAUCGCUCAGAUCAGUGGCAGGCUGGAGGUGGUCAUGGUAGAUGUGAGACAUUCUCAGGAUAUCUCUCGGUUGGUGGACAGAGUCUCAUCUUUGUUGGACAACAAUAACAAUCUCAAGUUCCACAGCAUUAUCAACAACGCAGGUGUGAUGGUGUUUGGAGAGAUGGAGUGGCAGACGGAGCAAAUAGUCGACUUACAGUUAGAGGUGAAUCUCUUGGGAGCCAUCACUGUUGCGAGGCUCUUCGCACCUCUGCUUAGGAAAUACAAAGGUCGAGUGAUCAACAUGACCAGUCACUGUGGCAGUCUGCCACUGCCAGGGUUGUCCGUGUACGCUGCCAGCAAGGCCGGGCUACAGGCCUGGUCGGACGCACUGCGAGUCGAAUGGGCUAAAUACAACAUCUCAGUCAUAUCAUUGAUACCUGGUGCAUUUUUCCAACAAACCAACAUACUGUCCAAUCAGAAUGCUCAUGCUGAAACUAUGUUAAAGGCAAUGAGUGAGGAAGCUAAGAAGUUUUACGGCUCUUAUUAUCAACUGUACCAGUCAUACCUAACAGCUCUAUCAGGAGACAAGCCUGCAGCUCCUGUACAGAGUGUUGCGCUCUACAGACUACUAGACUCUGCCCUGCUGGAUCCUCGGCCUCGCCCUCACUACCACAACACACCCUGGCGCUACAGCCUCUACCAUAACCUGGCCUGUGUCGCCCCCAUAGUCCUGCGUGACGCACUGGUCACUAGAUUUGUCGCUAUGCCUCAGUACAAGCCUGACAAAUAGGUAGAUUGGUAGGUAUGUACAAGACUGGUGUUAGAGGAAGCCCAUAUCUAGUGCGUUGUAUAGAGCUGCGAGAUCACUGUGCGAAGAUAUCCUCCAGAACGGAAAGUUCAUCUGAAACAUAUCAUCACUCAAGUUCUUUCAAAUAUAGAUUUAAUUAUAGUCUAAAGUAGUUACAAAUAAUUUUACAGUGCUCAAAAUUGUACUUAAAAUUUCUCAAAUAAAUAGCCAAUUUUCA
This is a messenger RNA of Macrosteles quadrilineatus (aster leafhopper), 1441 nucleotides long. Its product is annotated as D-beta-hydroxybutyrate dehydrogenase, mitochondrial-like. The coding region runs from base 208 to 1206 and encodes 332 amino acids. The transcript is spliced from 8 exons. Gene Ontology annotation, molecular function: oxidoreductase activity. The record is from RefSeq and is a predicted model, not a curated record. Lineage: Eukaryota; Metazoa; Arthropoda; Insecta; Hemiptera; Cicadellidae.